AUGGAGAAGUGGGUGUCGCUUGUGGUCUCACUACAUCAAUUACUAGCCGUUGGUCCCUCGGUCAGGGCUUGGGACCACUAUCGCGAGGAUCAAAACGAACGGCAAGCGAUAGCGGUAUGUAAACCUUGUAAAUUUAAUCCGAAAAUCGAGAAUAUUGAGGCGGGGGGAAAUUAUAGACUAUAUUAUAUCAAGCGUGUCGGUGUCGUCCUCCGUAACAAUGGCGACGGCACAGCACGAAAGAGGGCGCGAAUAUAUCAGAAAAUACUCACCCAUGUAGUUGCUCUGCCAGAUGUAAGCAAGAUGAAGGGCAUUUUACCGGCUGGAAGAUGGCUGGCAAAGACACCAAGUUUAGAAACCUUCCGUCUAAAACCCCGCCCAAAAGAUUAUCAUCGCAGGAUGCAUCGAUCUAAAGUCGGAACAACAAACACUGGACCCCACGAGAGCCACUUGGAACAUAGUAUCAAGGCAAAUCCUUUAUACACGUGUUGUUCUUUGGGUUCUGAAUCGUCUACAUUCCAGGGUGAGGUGGAAAAGGAAAAGGACCCCAAUUAUUCACUCGAUGAGAUGAAUAUCGGUGUUCGGGGUUCAGACGUUAGAUUCAGAGAUACUGGUAGCUAUACACAUUUGAUAUCUUCCAGGCCCCCCUCCUGUAAACCAAUCUUUGAUAUUCGAGCUAUUCAUAUGACAAGGGGACAAUACCCCGCGCAUACGGAAAGCUCUCAAGCGUUUAACAGGCCUCAUGUGUGCCGACUGCAAAUUACAUGUAUUUUCAAACGCAUCCGAUUGAGUUUGAAGAAGCUUCAAGCGCCCUUUAAGCUAGGGACUUCGACUCCUCAUCCCCAGCUAAAAAUCGAAUUGAGAUAUGGGUUGAAUGCACGAGCAACAAAGACAGUGCAGCGCGGCCCACCUUGCGUUGAGCACACUGAUGUAAAGCUUCUUUCCAUCACUCCAUUUAGGACUAGGGGAUUGACGACAACUAGCCAGGCCGCGGCAUUAGUGAUUCCAGCGGAUAUCACUGUAUGCUCCGUAAGACUCAAAUCGGAUAAUUCAGAAACAGCAUUCUUCUAUGAGCAUGCAAGUCUUAGAACGAUCAUUUUAGCGUUCCCUCGAAUCUAUGCGCCGUUUAACUUUUGUAGUUGCAGAUACUUUGGGAAAGGCAUGCGAAUGACUCAUAUGUACAUGCAAGGUUUAUCAUUCUGGAAAAUUGGCUGCGAUGACGGAUUGAAAGGCUGUACGAAAGAAAUCAACAUCCGCAGAGGGGGAAACAACUCGGUCCCAGGAAUCGUUGUUGAUCCAAUCGCACUGCUUUCGACUUACCAGAUAGAUUGCGUAGAUUAUCGGCUCCGCCUCCGGCUGGAAUGGGACGGACACACUGUCAUGGCUAGUAGCCAACUAGAUGAAGUUCUCGCUAGUAGCCAUAUGGCAGCAUUAAUCGAUUAUCGAUGCAUAGAUCCGAGGGUCUGGCUCCUCGAACCACGCCACCGAAGAAGAUUUCCGAUUCAGCAGAAUUUGGACGCCACCCGCUUAAACACGGUUGGAAUUUUCAACCAUGACUUCGUGGAUUUUGACAUUGGAUGGGGGCUAGAGUCAGACCCUCCCCACAGGGAAUCAUUUGAUGGUAUUGAUGAGCAACUGUCAGCUGAAGCUAUUCCAAGAAGAUGGAGGUUAACCAACGAUAUACUAUGCAACAAGGAGAGCCUCACUUGUACUAUGCGAGCGGGUAAGGUAUUAGUCCCUUAUUUCGAUGUCGAAUUCGCUGGUAAAUGGAUCUAUUUCGGGGUCGAGGAUGAUGCCAGUGCUGAUGUACACAUGGGGCCUAAUGUUAUCGCGGGAGUGAGCCACAUUUCCAUUUGGAGACGUGCCUAUCUUUUGAUUCGCUGGUAUGUUGAAGCGGUUAUCGGAGAGAAGCAACGAGGAGAUGACAUCUCGUAUCAGGAUGGCAAAGAAGCUCAAGGAAAUACGGGCUCAAAGAGACCCAUAAUUCGCACCAAGACUAGAGAUGUGACACAAGUAUCGGAACAGAAGAUCCAUGAUUCUUUUGCGGUAGCCACUACAAGGCCGCCAAUACACACCCUGACACGUGUAUUUAAUCUGAUUGGGAAUGACUUUGAUAUACAUGGAGCUGGCUGUGUUCAUGAAACAAAACGUGGAGAGGAGGGAUUAUUGAUAGCAGUCAGAUGGCUAUCGCGCCUAUCGAUAGAUCGGUCUGAUGUUGGAAGGCCUUCACUAGUGGUGGUAAGCAUGGGGCUUGGCUCGGUGAAUGUGGGGUUCCGAUUCCGAAUGCCAAGCCACACUGCCCCAUCAGAUGAGGCCCAACUUUCUCACACCUCAUUGCUAUUUUCGCCUGUUAAGACACCGCAACACCAUCGCGACAACACUGCCCGAGUCUAUCGCGGCGACCUCCUGCCAAGAGAUGAAUGUUCAGCUUCUAGAUGGGCUCCACUUAGGCCCUGGUGGAAGGGCGGAGCACCAGCCACCGGAACAACGUCAAUACUACCUGAGGCGUUCUCCGCUCCGCUGAGCUCAACGGUCCUGUACUUGGACAUGACGUCCUGCAUCACUCGCUUGACUGCUGCACAGCCGUCCUUAUCCCGCUUGUGGAUGCCUAUCCGCACAACUCUGGCCUCGCCACCGAAUAUGCACCGCUCUUUCAAGAGUCUUAAUGCAGGGAGGCGAACGUGCUUUCAAUUUAAGAUAGAUGAGCGCGCGCUCCGGGUCCCCGUUGGUCAGGGUUCCGUCCCAGCUUCCUGGUGGAUAGGAGACCCAGCUCUCACGCGACUUUUUAUACGCCUCCCACGGAACAUUGCUGCUCCCGGUGAGGUUGAUGUACCCGUGUGGGGAAGCGCGAAUUGGACGAGGACUAAUCAUGAUCGACCAAGAACUGACAGGCUAAGGAUCGCCAUCUCGUUCCCAGCCUCUCUUGGCUGUGAAAAACGUCUCCCGUCAACCACAGUCAGGAAGGCUUUCGUCGUUGCCGCUGCGUCUAAGCCAGCAUCCACGUUCUGCGGCCUUUACCGCUCUCGUAUUCUGACCAUCCGAAAGAGGCCGGAAGAUGGCAUCGUUCCUGAAUCGGGCGUCGUACCUCUCCCAUGCUACAGCCGAGUUACUUGUGAAAACCAUGGCGAUCUGAGCGGGUCUCCAAGCUUCCACCUACGCCCCUCUGAAAACGAGCGUGUGUUUGGACCCCCGCCUUUGAGGUAUCCUGCGCCUCGACAAAAUGUUCUCACGGCCAGAGCGCAUGCUCAACAACCAUCAUUCGGCACAUACGCCGGCUUUCAAAUGAAACAACUAGUAUUCGAUAAAAUUCUGUGGUAUUGGGAACAGCUUGUCACUCUAGCGCCGGACGUUUUCCAGAUAGUACUCUCUUUGGCUACGGCUCUACCACUUCUCCAUCAUCAAUUCAUGCCUGUUUUGCAUAAAUCUAAACCAAUUUGCCACGACACGGACUCUAAGCCCACCCCGGCUUAUGGGGACCCGAACCAGUAUCAACCCGAAUUUCGAGACAGCGCCCUGACUACCACGAUUUUCCCUCCGGCUGAACUAACUGUCUGGCCUGCGCCAUCUAACAAUAGCCAAAGCAGCUUACUCGGAGGUUCUCCCGGCUUCUGCACGCCAUCAAUCCUCGGGAUGAUGGACGCACCAACCAGGAAAAGGAACAACCGCAGCUCCACUCCCUUCCUCACAUCCGGUACGGACCAAGCUUCCACCAAGGCAGGCACUCGACCCCCUACAAAUAUAGAAGGCUCGCCUAUCCCCCAAGACUCAUUUCAGUUUCAACUCCAAUCCAGUCUCUCGGCUCCUUCCCACAUAUCAAUAGACAACCCCUCUACAUCUCACCGACAUCUUAAUAGAGGACCUCAUCCCCUUUCAAGGAGCAGACUGCCAAAGACAAAGACUCUCGUUGACCACCUCUUCGUCGCUUCUCUUCAACCUGCGGGUUACGAGCCAUCCCCCCAGUCAAGUCAUCCUACGGCUCUAUCGAUCUUCUCGGUCGUUACUAUUUAG
Messenger RNA from Lindgomyces ingoldianus, 4005 nucleotides. RefSeq lists its product as uncharacterized. The record is from RefSeq and is a predicted model, not a curated record. Bases 1 to 4005 code for a protein of 1334 amino acids. Lineage: Eukaryota; Fungi; Ascomycota; Dothideomycetes; Pleosporales; Lindgomycetaceae. The transcript has 35 exons.